Schizophyllum commune H4-8 is the source of this 1717-nucleotide messenger RNA. RefSeq lists its product as uncharacterized. Bases 183 to 1523 code for a protein of 446 amino acids. The transcript is spliced from 7 exons. Gene Ontology annotation, molecular function: protein kinase activity; ATP binding. NCBI's taxonomy places the organism in Eukaryota, Fungi, Basidiomycota, Agaricomycetes, Agaricales, Schizophyllaceae. The record is from RefSeq and is a predicted model, not a curated record. Gene Ontology annotation, biological process: protein phosphorylation.
GGCGCCUUCCCCCUUCACCUUCAUAGGCGCUGGGCGUCAAUGGUCAUCGAACAUUUUCACUGCGUCGCCACACUUCACACCUGAGGCGCCGACUCGCCCUCACAUAACUAGCUCGAUCACAACAGCUUUCCGUCCACAGCUUUCUUCUGACGCCCACCUCGUCCUGCACCCACUCAGUCGUCAUGCAAGAUACUGACUCUCCGUUCGGCUCCUGGCCCAUGGACGUCGACAUGCUGUCCUUCGAGACGCACGAACUGACCGCACUCCUACUUGGCGUGGACCGUCAGGUGCUAUCAUUCGAGCGAGACUCCAAUGCCUACGUUGUCAAGCUCUGGUAUGAUGCUUUGGAGGAGGCGGACGUUCCGCGUCAACUCCGCAUAUGCCAACUUGCUGGGGAUUGCGUAGUGCCCAUCGUCGGCCGCGCCUAUAGGCAUGGCGUUCUCAUUGGCUAUGUCAUGCGACGAGAAACCCCACUCGACCUCUCCCCUACAUCUUCCAAGGACGAGCGCGUUGCCGUGAUCCGUCAGGUCUGCGAACUAGUCGACCGUCUUCACUCCCGUAACAUGGUCCAUGGCGAUCUCAAGCGCCUGAAUAUCAUGCGCUGCUCCGAUGGCGCUUUCCGCUUCAUCGACCUCGAAUGCAUGUCCGUCGUCGGGGAUGGUUUCGUGGCACAAGUUGCGACCGCCCAGUACAUGUCGCAAAGGCGUAGCCUUCGUCCCGACUCGGAUCGCGAGCCGCUGUCGUUCAGCGAGGACUACCACUCCCUCGCGCUUCUCAUUUUCGAACUCUACACUGGCCGCGACGACUUCUACAGCAUCGGGCCGACGUCCACUGAAGACCAGAUAAUAUGGACUGAUGUUUGCUGCGAUGCCGCAAACAUAGGCAUGCCUCCAGACGUCCGUCGCAUCGACGACCCGAUGGUUGCGCAGCUGGUCAUGGGCUACUUCCACCGAGGGCCGGACCGGCAUCUCACCCUAGACAGCACUCUGCUUAUUUGCGUGCAGCAUGAGAUGCCCUUCUGUCGACAUGCCCAAAUCUUUAUGCGGCUCCGCGUGCUCCUCGCACUACGAGCAGUCCCGCCUGCACGACGUGCUUGCCGUUCAUUACGCAUGCUGGUCUUCGAUGGCACAUUUUCUUCGCUUAUUCUUGUGCGGUACCAAUUCCUGUCAGUACCGGGGAACGCAUCCACAAAGGCUGCAUUUCCCGCAAGGCAUAGCCCGCUAGAUCUGAGCUUCUGGUCUCCCUCUUGCCGCGAGACGCCCACUUCUGUUGUAGACAGUUCUCAAUUCCAUCGAGUGGAGUCACGAUUGCACACCCUGCCGACACUGCCGCCCACAGAGCAAGCGCCGACAUGGCAAGAUAUAAAUGUGCUGGACCUCCCUUCGAGCUUUCUCAAAUUGCACGGCGGGCCGCAACAAGCAUUCGUACUACGAGGAUAUACGCUGCCGGGAGAGAGGUGGUCAAUGGUGCCCUCGCCAGAGCGCCACAGUCCCUCAUUAUCCGCUCUUACCAUCGAACGUUAAGUCUGCGAAUAAUUUGGACUGCCCUACGUGCUGUGGCACGAGAUACCACACUAAUUAUCAUUUCUGAUCCAGUAAUUCACUGCACCGCGAGAACCACGUCCUCAUCUACCACGGCGGGCUAAUGGGUGCGACAUCAUCAAGCUUUGAUAGAUAUUCUAUACUCCACCCUUCUUGAUUUGCAUUGUCUGCUCGCU